AUGGCCUUGAAGCUUGACGUCGACUUCACAUCGCAAGACAUGGAGAAGAGCCACGAACUCAUUACGCAUGCUCAAUGUGUGCACAUUCAGCUCGCGCGCCAUAUUGUGAAUGAAUUGUCCAAUGUGGAGGCGAGUACUCCUGCACAGCCACCAGCCACAGCUCUCUAA
Parastagonospora nodorum SN15 is the source of this 168-nucleotide messenger RNA. RefSeq lists its product as hypothetical. Bases 1 to 168 code for a protein of 55 amino acids. The transcript has 2 exons. The record is from RefSeq and is a predicted model, not a curated record. Lineage: Eukaryota; Fungi; Ascomycota; Dothideomycetes; Pleosporales; Phaeosphaeriaceae.